AUGGCCCCUGGUGACAAUAUCAUUGAGCACCUGCUAAAGCUUGAUAACAUUUGCAUGCGUCUUGCUGAUUUCGAUGACGGGGCACAGGAUGACGGGCCCUUGGUCAUUUUCUUGGCAUUCUAUCGGCUGGAAGUUUCGGUGACGCGUGUCAAAUUACGCGACCACUGUGGUGGUUUUGCGGGUCAUCGUAGCAAUAAUAGAAGAGAUGACCAUCGAGGCUGUCGUCGAGGUGGUAACUCACUCUGUGGUUUUACAGGACGUAGUUUAAAUGCAGCUACACUGGUUAAGAGCGUGACCAGUGCCCAAGGAAGUAGAAAAUGA
Molecule: messenger RNA, 321 nt
Organism: Plasmopara halstedii
Lineage: Eukaryota; Oomycota; Peronosporomycetes; Peronosporales; Peronosporaceae
Exons: 2
Coding region: 1-321 (106 amino acids)
Source: RefSeq, a predicted model, not a curated record